CGUCUCACACCAGCAUACACAGAUGGAGGCUACUCGAUCUUGACAGAGUGGAGACCGUGGAAGCGUUGCUGGACACGAGGUCCUGAAGGAAGAGAAGGAGAAGAAAGGAGAGAAGGAGAGGGGGAUAAUAAUGGAGUGCAAGGAGAAUGUGAUCCACUUCCUCAGCUGGGGGUUCAUCGUCGGUGCGGUGGCGUAUCUCCUUCAGCAGACCAGGACCCAGACCCCGUAUGGACGCUACGUGACCUUGGAUGGGACCCCAGGGAGGACCUGUCCUGCCAAGCUGGCCUGGUUCCUCCAGGAACUGCCUUCUUUCCUGGUGCCCAUGAUCCUUCUGCUCUCCACUGACACACAGCCCAGCCUGGGCAAAGACCUUCUUCUCUGGACCUUCUGUCUGCACUACUUCCAAAGAACGUUCAUCUACUCCUUGCUGACCAAAGGCCGCCCUUCCCCUCUCUACAUUGUCUUCUCUGCGUUAGUCUUCUGUUCCGUCAACGGUUUUCUCCAAGGCCACUACAUGCUCCACUGUGCCACGUACGAUGACACGUGGCAGACCGACAUUCGUCUAGGCACCGGUUUGCUGAUGUUUUUCCUGGGAAUGGCCAUCAACAUUCACAGUGACCACAUUCUUCUAAAUUUGAGAAAACCCGGAGAGGUUGUUUACAAGAUUCCAAAAGGGGGAAUGUUUGAGUAUGUCUCCGGAGCAAACUUCUUUGGAGAGAUUCUGGAGUGGUGCGGGUAUGCCCUAGCAACGUGGUCCCUGACGACGUUCUCUUUUGCCCUUUUCACCAUGUGCUCGAUUGGACCGCGGGCCUACCACCACCACAGGUACUACCAAGAGAAGUUUGAAGACUACCCUCGGUCGAGGAAAGCUGUGAUACCUUUCAUAUUAUAAGAAGAACAGCAAACCAGAGAAGCUUUAAUAAAUGGACUGACUUAGCUAAAAUCAUUAGUCAUAGCCAUGAUAUUGGCAUUUACUGAACUCUGAAAUCAAAUGUAUUUAUAUAGCCCUUCUUGCAUCAGCUGAUAUCUCAAAGUGCUGUACCGAAACCCAGCCUAAAACCCCAAACAGCAAGCAAUGCAGGUGUAGAAGCACGGUGGCUAGGAAAAACUCCAGAGAAAGGCCAAAACCUAGGAAGAAACCUAGAGAGGAACCAGGCUAUGAGGUGUGGCCAGUCCUCUCCUGACUGUGCCGGGUGGAGAUUAUAACAGAACAUGGCCAAGAUGUUCAAAUACUCAUAUAUGACCAGCAUGGUCAAAUAAUAAUAAUCACAGUAGUUGUCGAGGGUGCAACAAGUCAGCACCUCAGGAGUAAAUGUCUGAUGGCUUUUCAUAGCCGAUUAUUAAGAGUAUCUCUACCGCUCCUGCUGUCUCUAGAGUUGAACACAGCAGGUCUGGUACAGGUAGCACGUCCGGUGAACAGGUCAGGGUUCCAUAGCCGCUUGUCUUAUAUUGCUCUUUUCUGUGGAGCCCAUUUGACCAGGCUUUAGCUUUCAGUAACUAGACAUAUUGAACCUAUCAUCUCAUUGUACUCAGAGCUAUCAUAUUCCACCCUUGCAGCAACAUAUCUGUAAUGCCAUACUCCAAAAUACUUGGGAGGAAUGAAUUAUGUGGCAGCAUUUAUCAUGGUCAAAGCUCAAUGAAGGAUAAAGAACUCAAGGUGAAGAGAAAGGGGGGUGGUGGGUAGGUCUUGAAAGAAUAACUUAUUUUAUGUUGAAAGGGAUGACUGACAGCCUUUUCUUCUUUGUGCAAAAGGUAUCUCUUGGACAGAUGAGCCUUCUUCACUUUUGGAAAGGCUCAUUAAAUCUCUGCCUAUUUACCUUGGGUCUGAAAAAAAACCGUGGUCUGUUUGUUUUUCUUAUGCAGUUUAUCAAAUAAUAUGUGAUUAAUAACUGCUGCAUAUGCGAUUACACUUUUUCAUUUCAAGCUUGCUUGGUUAGAUAAGUCCAAAGGCAAUGUCAUCCUUCAUUAGGUGGGACAAAGGCUCAGCUUACUGGAAAGCAUGUAAUGAAUAUUGAAUAUCUGGCUACGCAGUGACAUUCAUCAAUCAUGUUCCAGAGAUGGUAAACAUUGCCACCCUCGGGAACUAGUCGAGUUAGUGCAUCACUGAGGUUCUUGACAGACAAGCUUAAAAGUAGUGUUAUGACAUGAGUAGUUGUAAUCCUCUUAUUCUAACCCUAGAGGGCAGUAUAAGCUUUUUCAUGUGGGUAUCGUGUUUUAGAGAGCGCAACAACAUAAUAGUCCACUAAAAGCAGACAUUGGCCACAUUAAUAUUUCAAUCGAAGGUGGCUUUUUAAUUUCCUUCAUUGGCACUGAUCUGGAGAACGAGCAGUGCUGAUGAUGGAAAAGAUGAAACUCUUUCCACCUUACUGAGCCAGCCGAGCUGUGUUGCGCUGGCCUGGUUACGCAUUCACCAUCGUUUUCUGGAGCCAUGCUGGAAAGGAGCAUGUGAAAAUAAAAUCUCUGAACCAGCACAGUACAGUUUGGGUCAGCACGAUAAAGUGAAAACAGCUUUAAAGAUGUUGAAGAUGGAACAUGUUAAGAAUGGAGGUCCCAAUAUUGACUUGCUUAGUUAAAGGUUAAAUAAAAAAAUAUUUCACUCAA
This is a messenger RNA of Oncorhynchus gorbuscha (pink salmon), 2601 nucleotides long. Its product is annotated as 3-oxo-5-alpha-steroid 4-dehydrogenase 2-like. The record is from RefSeq and is a predicted model, not a curated record. Gene Ontology annotation, molecular function: 3-oxo-5-alpha-steroid 4-dehydrogenase activity. The coding region runs from base 131 to 892 and encodes 253 amino acids. Lineage: Eukaryota; Metazoa; Chordata; Actinopteri; Salmoniformes; Salmonidae. Gene Ontology annotation, cellular component: membrane. The transcript is spliced from 5 exons. Gene Ontology annotation, biological process: steroid biosynthetic process.